Molecule: messenger RNA, 1647 nt
Organism: Leptopilina boulardi
Lineage: Eukaryota; Metazoa; Arthropoda; Insecta; Hymenoptera; Figitidae
Product: leucine-rich repeat-containing G-protein coupled receptor 4-like
Exons: 2
Coding region: 112-1458 (448 amino acids)
Cellular component (GO): extracellular matrix
Molecular function (GO): protein binding
Source: RefSeq, a predicted model, not a curated record
AGCAACUUUAAAAUUUUAAUGUCAUACCGAAGUUUCAUUCUGUUAGACGUAUUUUUUCUUUGAUCAAAGAAAAACUGAAAAUUUUUUUAUUCUAUUCUUAAAAAUUAAAAGAUGAAAUUAAUAUUUCUUCUUCUAACCAUUGCAUCAUAUUGGAUAAAAUCUGAAACAAAACAAAUAAUUUCCAUUAAUCAAAAUGAACCAGACGAUAUUGUCAAAAUAUUACCGGAUGAUGAAAAAAUAAAUGAAAUUUGUGAGGAAAAUUAUUAUUGGACACUCGAUAUGUCUAAAAUGGGAAUAAAAAAUUUAGCAGCAAAUAAUUUUAAUAAUCCACAAAAUAUACGUUGUCUCAAUCUUGAGGGUAAUGAAAUUCGUAAUUUACCCAGUGAUUUAUUUGAUGUACAACAUUUGUCAAAUUUAUCAUAUUUAAAUUUAACAAAUAAUAAUCUUGAUAUUAAUAAUUUGAAAUUUCUAAAUGGUCAUAAAAAUUUAAAAACAUUAAUAUUAGAUGGAAAUAGUAAAAGAAUAUUAAGAUUUAUACCAUCGAUUUUAUUGCCAAAUUUAGAAAAUCUUUAUCUUAGAAAUAAUCAUUUGUGUAACAAAAUUUCUUAUAAUGAUCUUUUAAAAAAUUUUCCACGUCUUAAAAAAUUAUUUCUCACCAACAAUAAUGAUGUUUAUAUUGAUGAUUAUAAUCGAAAUAUUAAUUCUAAUUUAACACAUAUUUUUAUUGAAAAAAAUCGUGUUUCUAAUUUUCAAUAUUUAUUAAAUAUUCCAUCACUUACGCAUUUAUAUUUUGAUGACAAUACGAGAAAUUCAUUUUGUCUCCCUUCUAGUAAUAUUAAAGUAUUGUCAUUGAAAAAUUGUAAAUUAACAAAAUUAAAUUUAUGCUACACUGUUUCGUCGUUGAAUAAUAAUAAUUUAACAACACUUGAUUUAUCACAAAAUCAAAUGACAACAUUGUCUGUGGAACAAAGUAAUAUUUUUUCUUUUUUACAAAAUUUAUCACUUAGUUAUAAUUUCAUUACUGAAAUACCGAGAAAUAUUCAUAAUUUACAAUUGAAAAUUUUAUCACUAAGUUACAAUAAUAUAACAGAAAUUAAGGAACGUGCUUUUGAGAAUAGUACAAAUUUACAAAUUUUGUCACUAAGGGGCAAUAAAAUAUCACAUCUCGAUGUAAAUUCUCUAGCAGGAUUGGGGAAUUUAGAAAUAUUAGAUUUAGCAAAAAAUCAUUUUACCAAUCUACCAUUUAAUUGGGCGGAUAAAUUUUUUAAUCUCCACUAUUUGAAUGUUAAUUUUAAUAAUUUUUCAUCAUUCACUCAACUUUCGUUGCAAAAUAAUAUUGGAUUAAAAAAUUUACAUUUGAGAAAUAAUAAUAUCAGUGAAAUAAUAAUGGAGUCAUUGAUUAAUUUACCAUCGCAUUUGAUAAUUCAUGUUUCACCGAUUUGUUUGAAAAAAUUUUAAAGGAAAUUUAAUUUAAUUUUAAUGUAAAUAAAUGUAAUCUGAAGAAUGGAAGCUUAGAAGCAAAAAAAUUAUAGGUUAUGUUUUGAAAUUUUAAAGUGAAAAUACACAGAGAGAUUUAACUCGUAGUAAAAAAUAAUUAUAUUUAUAAGUCUUUAUUAUUUCUAAAAUAUUCAAUAAAAACUGAUUACA